Molecule: messenger RNA, 930 nt
Organism: Rhea pennata
Lineage: Eukaryota; Metazoa; Chordata; Aves; Rheiformes; Rheidae
Product: olfactory receptor 5J3-like
Biological process (GO): G protein-coupled receptor signaling pathway; sensory perception of smell
Cellular component (GO): membrane
Molecular function (GO): G protein-coupled receptor activity; odorant binding; olfactory receptor activity
Source: RefSeq, a predicted model, not a curated record
AUGGCUGAAGACAAUUAUACCACUGUGACUAGUUUAAUUUUCACAGGAUUAACUGAUAGACCAGACCUGCAGCUUCUACUCUUUGUUGACUUUUUCCUGAUUUAUGGAAUGACCUUGCUGGGCAAUCCAGGGUUGAUCUUAGUCAUUAGGUUUGGCCCACAGCUGCAUGUGUACUUUCUCCUCAGCAAUCUGUCCUUCUUGGAUGUCUGCUACUCUUCCACUGUCACUCCCAACAUGUUGCUCAAUUUUGAGAAUGUUACGGGAGUGUCAUACAAUGGGUGCAUUACACAGUAUGGCUUCUUUGUAGUUUUUGCCACCACUGAGAUGUUUCCCCUGGCUUCAAUUGCAUAUGACCACUAUGUGGCCAUUUGUGACCUAUUGCUGUACACUGUUAUUAUGACCAAAAAGAUCUGCAUACUGUUAAUAGCUGUGUCAUAUCUGGGAGAUAUUGUACAUUUGUUAAUUCAUACCCAUGGCUUGUUGAGAUUGUCUUUUUGCAGCUCCAAUGUCAUCAAUCACUUUUUCUGUGAUCUCCCUCCUCUCCUAAAACUCCCCUGUGGUGAUAUCUAUCUCAACAAUAUCCUUGUUUUCAUUUUUGGCACUAUAUUUGAGACAAUCACUUCUACAGUUGUCAUCAGUUCUUACCUUUUCGUUAUUGUCACUGUGUGGAAGAUCCACUCUGCCAAGGGCAGGCAAAAAUAUUUCUCCACCUGUGCCUCCCACCUCAUGGCUGUAUUCACAUUUCGUGGCACAAUUCGAUUCAUGUAUUUCUGCUCCAGUUCCAGCUAUUCACUGAGCACUGAUAAAAUAGUUUCUGUUUUCUACACAUUGAUCAUUCCUAUGCUGAACCCCUUCAUCUACAGCUUGAGAAACAAUGACACUAAAUAUGUUGCAAGGAAACUGUUGAAGAAGGAGGUCUUUACAUGCUGA